Impatiens glandulifera is the source of this 2396-nucleotide messenger RNA. RefSeq lists its product as uncharacterized. Gene Ontology annotation, cellular component: plasma membrane. Lineage: Eukaryota; Viridiplantae; Streptophyta; Magnoliopsida; Ericales; Balsaminaceae. The record is from RefSeq and is a predicted model, not a curated record. The transcript has 2 exons. Gene Ontology annotation, molecular function: transmembrane transporter activity. Gene Ontology annotation, biological process: transmembrane transport. Bases 78 to 2381 code for a protein of 767 amino acids.
ACCUUAUAACUUUCUAUAUCUUUUUAUAACCCCAUACAAAUUCCAUAAUUUGAUCAUCUCCACAUAUAUAUACCAUCAUGGAUGAAACCCCGACUACAAAAUGGGCUCGGACUCAGUGGAGAAUGCGUAUGGAGUCUGCUUUGAGAACCUCAGCCGCAUGCGCCAUAGUGGGUUGUGCCACUAUGUACGGGCCUGAACCCAUAAGAGCCCAACUAGCUUUUCCUGCAUUCUCCUACUUGACAACAAUAUUGAUCGUGCGUGAUGCCACUUUAGGCGAUGCUCUGAGGGGAUGCUGGCAUGUUAUACUGGCUACCAUUUAUGUGAUUCCGGCUUGUGUUUUAGGGUUGUGGGUACUUGGGCGGGGUUGGUGUUCUAUUUGGCCGGUGGCGGCCUUGGUGGUGGCUGUGGGUGGUUUUCUGGUGGCUUUGUCGGGGAAGAAUACAUCUUUGAUGACUAAGAGGAUUGGUUUUGGUCAAGUUGUGAUUGUUGUAGUUGGGGUUAUUGUUCUUGGGGAGAGAGAUGGGGUGCUGGAACAUCCUUUACAUGUGGCGGCAAGCACUGCUCUUGGGGGUUUAGCUUCGGUCUUGGCAAUGCUUUUGCCAUAUCCACGUUUAGCUUAUUCCGAGGUUAGGAAACUAUUGAGGCUUUAUGGGGAGAACACAAAAGAGAGAACGGUCAUCUUUUUGAGAGCCUUCUUAGCUCCAAAUGCUUCAACUGCAGCACAAUACAUUUCUCUAUCUCCUCCUUUUGCUGAAACAGGGGCGAAGCUUCUUCACAACAUAAAAAACUUGCAGGGAGGUUUGUUAUGGGAGAAACCAUGGAUUAAAAAACACUCCAAAUCAUUAGAAGACAGAUUACAAGACAUUGAGCUUCCAAUCAGAGGCUUAGAAAUUGCUCUGUCUUCUGGUUUCUUCCCUCUUGAUCAUCAAGAACUUGCUGAAUCUUUGCCAAGAAUUGAAAUCCAAAUCAAUCUUAAACUUGACCAAACUCUAUCAUUCAAUGCAUCACCAACAACAACUGUCCCAGAAUUACAAGAAGAUUUCCUUAACAAGUCCCUCAACUGUCUUAAGCCUAAUGAUCUCACCCCUAAAAAUUUACCUUCUUUAUUCUUCCUGUUUUGCCUCACACUCCUCCUCCAACCCUCAAUUAUCACUAGAAAACCAAAAAUUCGAAAACCCGACAAUUUUUGGCCAUGUUUGUCUUGUCCGAGUAAAGAAACGUUGUUGUUUGCUGUCAAGUGUUCGAUGUCAUUGGGACUGGCGGUUCUGUUUGGAUUGACGUUCGAUAAGGAAAACGCGUUUUGGGCGGGUCUGACCAUCGCGAUUAGCUUUUCCAACGAAAGACAAGCGAAUUUCACAGUUGCGAAUGCCCGUGCACAAGGUACCGCCAUGGGAUCGGUUUACGGUGUACUAGGAUGUUUCUUCUUUCAUAGAUUUACUCAAGUGAAGUUCUUGGCUCUACUUCCAUGGAUUGUUUUCACAUGUUUUCUUAGGAACAGCCGUAUGUAUGGUCAACCGGGAGCCAUUUCAUCAGUUAUCGGAGCUUUGUUAAUCCUCGGAAGGAAGAAUUAUGGAAACCCUAAAGAAUUCGCUAUCGAGAGGUUAACGGAGGCUUUCAUCGGCCUGUUUUGUCUAGUAUUGGUUGAGAACUUAUUGCAGCCGGCCAGAGCUGUCAGUUUGACCAAAUUCGAACUUUCCAAUAGCUUGAGAGCGCUAAAUGAAUGCAUAGAAGAGAUCGUGGAUUCAAAUUUGAGCGAUGAAAAGCAAGAAAUAUUGAAAACCCAUAUCAAAAACCUGGAGAAAUUUUGUGGGGAAGCAGAGUUAGAACCUAAUUUCUGGUUUUCCCCAUUUAAAGGAAAAUGCUUUUGGAAACUUCACAAGUCUUUGUCAAAGAUGUCUGAUGUUUUGCACUUUAUGGGUUUUGAAUUGGAACUAGAUGAUGAUCAGGAGGAGCUUGAUCAUCUCCAACAAUAUAUAAAGAUCUAUUUAGAGCGGUUCAAGGACAACAUAGCCAUCUCGUUGAAACGACUGGAGAGCAUCACGUCGAUUAAGUCCUCGGCAGUUCAUGAAGAAGAGUCGAAACAGAAGGGAACUGAUCAUGAUCUUGAAGCGGGAAGAUCAAACAGUGGCGGCGAUGGCCUUUUUCUGCAACAGAUGAAGGAAGUUACGGAUAAAAUGCAAAAUGGUCAGAAGAAAGGGAAUGUAAAUGGGGGAAAGAUGAUUCUCCGUUUGGGGGCUAUGGUAUUCUGUGUUAAUCUUCUGAUGAGAGAAAUGGAAGAAAUUGAGAGAGCGGUUAUAGAGCUUGUUCAAUGGGAGAAUCCUUCAGGCCUCCAAGACUUACAUUGUAAUAAGAUUAUUAUAGAUGAACCCUCUACAAAGUAAAUAAAUAUGAUGAUU